Nematocida ausubeli is the source of this 456-nucleotide messenger RNA. RefSeq lists its product as uncharacterized. The transcript has a single exon. NCBI's taxonomy places the organism in Eukaryota, Fungi, Microsporidia. The record is from RefSeq and is a predicted model, not a curated record. Bases 1 to 456 code for a protein of 151 amino acids.
AUGAAAAACUUUAUAAUUUUCUCGGUGAUUGUGACUUUCGGGUUUUGUGAGAAACUAAGUGAGGAGCUGGAUUUUGAGCGGGCCGAGCAAUGUGGAAAAUUACCAGGUCAUUUUUUUUUGUGUUUUUGGUUCAAAUUUAUUUUUAUAGAGCAUAGAAGUGCUCACAUUGAGCUUGGCUCUGGAUUUUUUUUUUCAAAAUUCAACCCUUUUUUUUUUUCAAGCCUCCAAUCCUUUAUUUCAGCCAAUAAGACAGCCGUAAGGCCAGCGGACACUGAAGCACCAUGGUCAUUUUAUUUUACCUACAAGGAUUUGAAGUAUACUACAACUCUUGUUUCUCCACGUCACGUUAUUUCGGCUGGACCCCUUAUUCUUAAAAGUGUCAAUGAUACUCAAUCGCACAAAUGGAAAUGGGAAGACGGAUCUAAAGUGAAUUUUGAGGAUUGCAAAGAUAAGUGA